AGAAACCAGCCGCACCAGGAUCCACUCCAAGUCCAUGAAAGCAGAGAUGGACCAAGAGGAAGAAGGGAAAGUCGCCCCCAAAGCUCUGCAACCUGAAGGGAUUAGCCUCCACCGAGCGACGGAGCUCAUCAAUCUCUUGAUAUCCUGCUCCUACUCCGUCAGAUCCUUCCCCGCAAAGUGGCAGCUGAUCCGGGACAAGCUAGAACAAAUACACUCUUCCUUGGCCGCUGCAGCAGAGGGCGACAACUCUGCAACAAAUUCUGAUCUCGUCGGAUUACUACAAGCUAUAAAAUCGACUGCGAGUGAGACACAGGUGCUGGCCAAUAGGUGUAACGAUGAGUCCUACGGUGGUGGCAAGCUCCACCUGCGGAGUGAUCUUGAUGUGAUAGCAUCCAAGCUUCACCUCCUCAUGAGGCGCCUGGAAGAGAUCUACGCAUCCGGGAUUCUGACGUCUUCACAAGCCAUCGUCGUCUCGAGGCCAGGAGUUGGUGCGAGCUGGGAGGACAUGCGGUUCUACGUGAAGGAUCUCAUCUCGAGGUUAAAGAUUGGCGAUUCGGAGAUGAGGCUUCGGGCCUUGAGCGCCCUUAAGCAGGUGCUUUGCGACGACGACAAGUACGUGAGGAUUUUGGUCGCCAAAGUAGCCCAAGGUGUUGCUCUACUAGUGAGCUUUCUCGAAUCCCAGAGCGAAGGCGUUCAAGAGGAGGCAGCAUAGGCGAUCUCAGUCAUCUCUGGUUUUGAUUCACACAAGGGAGCUCUUGUGAUGGCUGGAGCUGUCGCGCCAUUAAUUCGGACACUGGAGAUGGGAAGUGAAUUGGCGAAGGAGAGAGCAGCUGGAGCUCUCAAGAAAUUGACGGAGAAUUCAGACAAUGCAUGGUCGGUUUCAGCUCAAGGAGGUGUCUCUACGCUUCUCAAAAUCUGUGGUGAUGCCAGCAGCAGCGGGGAGUUGAUUCGGUCAGCUUGUGGCGUGCUGAAGAGCCUCAGCGGCGUCGAAGAGAUCAGAAGGUUCAUGGUGGAAGAAGGGGCAGUCUCCAUCUUUGUGGAGCUCUCCAGAUCAAAGGAAGAAGCUUCACAAAUCCAAGCCAUCGAAUUCUUGACUAUACUGGCCUGCGAGGACGCUGCCAUCAAGCAGAAGGUGAUGGUAGAAGGCGUGCUUGGGUCACUGGUUCCCCAUUCCUCCAAGGCCAAAGAGGUCGCGCUCAGGGCCAUCGAGAACCUAUGCUUUUCAUCUCCAAGUUCCAUGAACUACUUGAUGAGCUCCGGCUUCCUCGACUGUGUUCUUUACUUAUUAAGGAGCGGCGAAAUCUCGAUUCAGGAGUCUGCGCUUAAAGCCGUCGCUCGCCUCUCUGGGUUAUCCGAAGCGAUCAAGAAGGCGAUGGGAGACGCUGGCUUCAUCCCUGAGCUCGUGAAAUUACUGGAGGCCAGAUCUUUCCAGGUCCGGGAGAUGGCUGCUGAGACGCUAUCCGGGAUGAUAUCGAUCCAAAGAAACCGGAGGCGAUUCGUUCGAGAAGAUGAAAACGUGGACCGGAUCCUGCAGCUGCUCGAUCCCGAAGAGAAGUCGGUGACAAAGAAGUUCUUGCUCACUGUUCUCGUGUCCUUGACCGAUGGCACGAGUGUGCGGAGGAAGAUGAUGGCUUCUGGGUACUCGAAACACUUGGAGAAACUCGCAGAGACGGAGGCAGCCGAUGCUAAGAAGAUCAUCAAAAAGCUGUCUACCAGCAGAUUUCGGAGUAUGUUUACCGGAAUCUGGAGCUCGUAGACGUCAACGACUGGCUGACCACCCAUCUCUGAAGUAAAGACACUCAUCUUUACUUUCGUCUCCUAGCUACUAUGGAAGAAAGGUAACGGCGUACAAGAGUCCCAAAAGUGCAAGCAA
Messenger RNA from Musa acuminata AAA Group (dessert banana), 1873 nucleotides. RefSeq names its product vacuolar protein 8-like. Gene Ontology annotation, molecular function: protein binding. The transcript has a single exon. NCBI's taxonomy places the organism in Eukaryota, Viridiplantae, Streptophyta, Magnoliopsida, Zingiberales, Musaceae. Bases 761 to 1756 code for a protein of 331 amino acids. The record is from RefSeq and is a predicted model, not a curated record.